AUGAUGAAUGGCACAGACAUCAAGAAGUCCAUCACAAAUCAAGCCAAGAAAGUUGCUACUACCGCCGCAAUGGCCGCCAACGGAAACGCAAAACCAAAGAGGCGUAAGGGCGACAACCUCAAACCGAUAAUCACGACAGACAACGCUGGCUCUAGUCUUCAUGAAAGCCCCACCCAAGCCGAUCCUGAAUCACCCCUCUCAUCCACCUCCGAAGAAGACCCCGCCGAAGCCACCGCCGACGAGGAAGACAGCGAGGACUACUGCAAGGGUGGAUAUCAUCCCGUGUUCGUCGGAGAGACCUAUAACAACGGUAGAUACGUUGUCGUUCGGAAGCUAGGCUGGGGCCAUUUCUCAACCGUCUGGUUGACCAAAGAUACCCAGACUGGGAAACAUGUCGCAUUAAAAGUCGUGCGGUCGGCGGCGCAUUAUACCGAGACGGCGAUCGAUGAGAUCAAAUUGCUGAACAAGGUCGUUCAAGCAAACCCCAAUCAUCCAGGUCGCCGGUAUGUCGUCAGCCUGCUCGAUAGUUUCGAACACAAAGGCCCUCACGGUGUGCACGUAUGCAUGGUCUUCGAAGUCCUUGGCGAGAAUCUGCUUGGUUUGAUCAAGAGAUGGAAUCACCGGGGUAUCCCUAUGCCGAUUGUCAAGCAAAUCACAAAGCAGGUUCUUCUGGGCCUCGACUAUUUGCAUCGGGAAUGUGGCAUCAUACAUACCGAUCUCAAGCCGGAAAAUGUACUGAUAGAAAUUGGCGAUGUCGAGCAGAUCGUCAAGUCUUUUGUCAAGGAAGACGCGAAGAAUUCAAAAGAUGAGAACCCCAAUGGCAGGAGAAGAAGGAGGACUCUGAUCACGGGCAGUCAGCCUCUGCCCAGUCCGCUGAAUGCCAGUUUCAGCAACAUCGAUAAGGUUGGCGGCUCCCCACAUGGUCACAGCAGCCUUAAUCAGAUCGUGAAUGAUGGUAACCCGUCCAAGCCCGCAGAGGGGCUGUCAAUGCUCGAGCAGUUGAAACUGAAAUCGGAGGGCAAGGAAGACGAGAACCAGAAAGCUCGCGAGAAGACGACAGAUCCACUGGAGAAGGAUCUGGCUGGAGUUUCCCUCGACAGCAAGAAAAGCAACUCGCAAGCGGAGAAGGUGCUGAAGGAGGCCAUGAAUGAUGAUGUGUCCCCAAUCGGAGAGAUCAUUUCCGUCAAGAUUGCCGAUCUUGGAAACGCCUGCUGGGUCGGGCAUCACUUCACGAAUGAUAUUCAGACUCGACAGUAUCGGUCACCAGAAGUGAUCCUAGGUUCAAAGUGGGGCGCCAGCACGGAUGUAUGGAGUAUGGCUAGCAUGACCUUCGAGCUGAUCACAGGUGACUAUCUGUUUGACCCGCAGUCAGGAACAAAAUAUGGAAAGGAUGACGACCACAUUGCGCAAAUAAUUGAGCUGCUCGGGCCAUUCCCAAAAUCGCUUUGCCUUUCAGGGAAAUGGUCACAAGAGAUCUUCAACCGCAAAGGCGAACUUCGAAACAUUCACAGACUUCGCCACUGGGCGCUCACUGAUGUCCUUCGGGAGAAAUACCAUUUCUCGGUAGAAGAAGCGCACAAAAUAAGCAACUUUCUGACUCCCAUGCUGGACCUUCCGCCCGAGGGUCGCGCUAAUGCUGGCGGAAUGAGCAACCAUGAGUUUGUGAAAGACACCAAGGGUAUGGAGCAUGUUAAGCUCGACAUCCCUGUGGGCGCGAAAGGAGAGGGUAUCGAAGGCUGGGCGACCGAAGUCAAGAAGCGAUAA
This is a messenger RNA of Cyphellophora europaea CBS 101466, 1764 nucleotides long. RefSeq lists its product as uncharacterized. Gene Ontology annotation, biological process: protein phosphorylation; regulation of mRNA processing; spliceosomal complex assembly. Gene Ontology annotation, molecular function: protein kinase activity; ATP binding. NCBI's taxonomy places the organism in Eukaryota, Fungi, Ascomycota, Eurotiomycetes, Chaetothyriales, Cyphellophoraceae. The coding region runs from base 1 to 1764 and encodes 587 amino acids. The record is from RefSeq and is a predicted model, not a curated record. The transcript has 3 exons.